Messenger RNA from Doryrhamphus excisus (bluestripe pipefish), 9216 nucleotides. RefSeq names its product bromodomain adjacent to zinc finger domain, 2A (gene baz2a). The record is from RefSeq and is a predicted model, not a curated record. Gene Ontology annotation, molecular function: protein binding; DNA binding. Gene Ontology annotation, cellular component: rDNA heterochromatin. NCBI's taxonomy places the organism in Eukaryota, Metazoa, Chordata, Actinopteri, Syngnathiformes, Syngnathidae.
GCUAUUGUGGAGAAGCUCACACCUCUCCUGUGUUCGUCCUCCUGUGUGUGAUCAUGGCUGCAAUGCACUGCAUCAGCCAUGUUUGCUAAUUUAAAACCCAAAGGUUAGGGAAGAGUUGUUUAUUAUUUAUCGCGUGCCAUCGCUGCUCCGAUUUUUCCACCGAGGCGAAGGCUGUGGAGACACCUGUGCCUUCGAGAUAAGCGGAAUGAAAGAUGGAGGCGAAUAAUCAUUUCAACUAUGGCACCCAUUCCUCAGCAAACUCAGGAUUGAAACUUUCCUCAGGGGAUUCUCUUUAUACUAAUGGUUCCUCCGUGAGUUUUCCUCAGCAAGGAAAGAAUAUGAAUGGCGAAAUGAAUGUGAAUGGCGUCACUACUGUACUUGGGUCUAGUGCACCUGGUUCUCAACCACCUUCUGGUCCUUACCCACACAUCAGCAGCCACCACCAGAGCAACAUGGGCUACCUAUGGGGGGGACAGCCUCAGUACAGUCUAACGUUGGCCCCGUCUCCUGGACAUGGCUUGCACCAAAAGCAACCUGCGCCGGGGAUGAUGCAGCCUCUGUCACAGCAUCACUUCCAAGCUCAUGGACAGUACCAACUCAACGGGGACAUAGCACGCCCUCAGCAGCCUCCCGUGCCAGGCCCAUCAAACCUGACCCCUACCGGCAGUCAGUUCUGGAACAGGAGUAGCCCGGGUCCGCAAACUGCCAGUUUCACACCCCGCAGUGUGUACGGUACCUUUCAGAGUCCGCCACAUUCUGGAAUCUCUCCAUCACCGCUCCACCAGCAGCAAGUCUCCCCUCCGUCGCAACAGCACCCCCAUUCCCACCAGCGCCCCGCUCAUCUCCUGCCGCAGCACCAGCAACCGCAGCACUACGGUGUCAUGCCAAACGGGAUGCCCUACUACCAGCAGACGCAUACGUCUCUGCCGUCACCUCAGCAUCCAAAGCAAUUGAUGCCUCCCGGUCAGAUUAUGCUCCCAGUGGCACAGAAUUUGACACCCCCACGUGACACAGAGGGGGCACCCUCUGGAGCGAUGACGUCCUCGUCGACUGUGCAGGACAGCAGCUCUCUCAGGAGUGGGGAGAAGACAUCCCAUGCUAGCAACGUCUCUUCUUCCAUGGAAGGGCAUACAAGGGAGGAAAACAAGGAGGCAAACACAUCCCGCAUUCACACGGAGGAGACACCUGUUACUCAAAAGUCACCCAGCUCUUCUUCGGCUUACAUCAGACAUACAAGCGAUCACCACAGCUCUGAAAAGCCAACAUCUCAGCAGCCAGAAGUUGUCAGACGACCCGCAGCGAGCACACCUCCUCGGACGACGCACCCUCCAUCUUUAACUUCCUCGAUGGCUUCUCCGAAUAAGGUCUUAACACCUUCUCAAGUGUCUCGAGCGCCAGCUGUUGACUCUCCUGCUGCUUCCCCCGCGUCCACUACUGGUGCGUACCCUGAUGUUAAAACUACUCCGCCCCAGACAUCAUCAGCCUCUCCUCCGAUCCAUUCUUCAGCCCUGAUGGGGCACAACCUGAAAUCUCUUGCUCCGGCUGCGACAGAGAUGAUGCUUCCUGGAUCUAAACGUCUACCGACGGGGUCCUCUUCCUCCUCUCCUGCCACCCAGACCUCACCCGAGUCUCAGAUGCAACAUUCAGUUUCUGGAUCACCUACAGCGAUCUUAGCACCUGCCAUUGUCUCCACAUCUUCUUACUCUGGUUCUACACCCAUCUUGUCUCUUCAACAAAUGGUUCAAGGUUCCACACUCCCCGUGAUUCCUGCUCUAAAAUCAAACUCAUCAAUUUGUGAUGCGUCAGGUGGUGUUCAUUCUUCAAUAGUAUCACCACCUGGAAGGUUGUCUCCUGACGUGUUAUCUGCCGGUAAUAAACCCGCACCCGUGCCCCAGCAUGACUCCAUGCACACUGCUCUAGGGGUUGGCGCUGGUGGCACCAUUGCCUCCGCAGCAUUAUCUCCACCACGGGGGCACAACUCACCCUCCUCAUCUGCCCACGAGAGCACCUCAGCUAGACAUCUCUCUGCCCUACCUCUACUAACCACUCAAGCCUCCAGGACUGCGCCUGUUUCUGUCCCUCCUGCCUUGGCGACUGUGCAUCCUGCGUCAUCUUCUGAAGUGGUCCGCAAGUCCGACUCUGGGGAGCAUCCUGCCAUGUUCAUUCCUGUCAGUGUACUUAAUCAGCUGCCAGAGAAGCUUUGUCACGGCAACACGAUGAAAGCCUUAGCACAUGAAAAAGGCACAAAGGCAGAAGAGCGUCCGCCUCACCUUGAGGCGCACAAAGACACCGACCCUCACAAAUCAUCUGAUCUUCCAGGACAACCUUUGCAGACCGAGCGGCAGUCCGGCAAUAUGCAGCGGGAGCCCGUGUCCACCGGAAUAAUAGUCGGCGACGUACUAAAGGCAGAGCAAGCUCAUUGUCCCAGCGCCGAACGCCAGACAGUUGAAACAAGUUCUGAACACUCCUCACAUACCGCCUCCCAUUAUGGCAGCAGCUCGGCUAGCAGCGCGCUGACAAGAAUCCAUAUGAGCUCCUUCUUGGAUAUGUCCAGCAACAGCUCACGUAUACAUUGCUCGAGCAGCCUGGGCAACGACACUUCUAGGUUUGCCAGUACUUCACAUACCGAUGAAGAACAAUCUUCUGUGUACGACACAACCAGAGACGACAGCUCCUUUGUCGAUUACUCCAGAGAUCACACAAUGGACUCCACCCGUGACCUGGAGAUAUCCGGGUCAGGGCAAUCCUUGUUGGCGUCUUCCUUAAACAGUACUGCAUUUGGGGCAUCCCAUCUACGUUAUGAAGGUCAUGAUACGCCGGACUCGGUUCGCAGAACAACCAUGGCAAUCGAGACCAUGACUUCACAGAGUUUCAGGAAGAGCGACGAGAACUUCGCCUUCAGCACCCCGGUACAGAGCCCUGCUGUACACCCACUGCAGCCAGUCACUGAUCAGGUUUUGUCAGCCACUGGAGGAGUUCUGAAAAACCCUGAAAAACCUUGGAAACCUCAUUCCCCAAAAGCGUUAUGGAUGAGAAAAUCAGAUCCCGAAGAAGCCAAGAGAAAGCCCCGUGGUCGGACCCCAAAAGUGGAGAAGAUCAAGGCCGAAGAAGAGGGUGACAACAGUGGUGUGGUGCCCAAGGGGAGGAGGAGAAGGAGGGUCUCUCUCAAGGCAGAACCGGUCAAAGAAACACCAGACAAAUGUGAACACACCGGGCCUACGUCUGAGGAGAUGGAUUCAAUCACAGCCACAAUCGAAGCAGUUCUCGCUAAUCCCUCCGCCAUCACUUCGCCUUUUGACAAACCCAAGAUGAAAAGGGCCAGAAAACAGGACCAAGUUGGGAAGAAUAAGAAACUACCAAAACAAGAUGCUGAAACAGCUGCCAGUGAUGCUGAUGAAAAUGAAGAGGAAAUUUCCACUGCAGGUGAAUCUCACAGGAGGAGAGUGGCCACAGAGCAGCAGGUCCAAUUUCCUCUGAUGCAUGGAUGGAAGAGAGAGAUUCGUGUAAAGAAGUUGGAUAACCGCAUGAAGGGUGAAACCUGGUAUUACACACCCUGUGGAAGGAGAAUGAAGCAGUUCCCGGAAAUUAUUAAGUACUUGAAGAAACACCAGGACAGCGUUGUCACCAGAGAACACUUCAGCUUCAGCCCACGCAUGCCCGUGGGAGACUUCUACGAAGAAAGAGAAAGUCCAGAGGGUCUGAAGUGGUUUCCCCUGGCUAACGAGGAGAUUCCAUCUAUGAUCAUGGCCAUCACUGGCAGGCGAGGUCGACCCCCGAACCCUGACAAAGAGAAACCAAGCAGGGCUUGUGGUUUGAGGACGGGGCAGGCCCGCCGGCCAGGUAGACCCCCCAAAGCCAAGAUGAUCGACUUCCUUAGUAAAGUUGAUGCGAAGCUGUUGAAGAGGCUUGAGUCAAAGGAUGCACUCACGGAGGAAGAAAAGGAGAAAAUGUCAAAAAUCAAGAAGAAGAUGAAGAGGAAGGCCAGAAUGAAGAGAAUAGCGGAUGUAAAGAUGAAAAAAAUAAGAGAAGAAAAAAAGAGAGCUAAGCAAGAGACCCAGACUUUGCAGGUGAAAGCUGGACCCCAAGACCUGUCAGACCCACAGCUCACAGAGCCGGCGCCGCAGUCUGUUGCUGAGACCAGGAAGCCAGGUCGACGAAGGUCAGUCAAGGUUGAAGCACCUCCUCCAAUACAGCAGACCGACGAAGAGAGAAUAGCCCAGGGAAAGCGAGUACUGAGUGCUCGCAGUAAAGCCAAAGCUCUGGCCAAAGCCCAGGCUGAGGCAGAGGCAGCGGCUCGGGCCGCUCUUGCAGCGAAAAGAAGCGCAGAGAGGAGAGCGCAGACUCAGAGGCGACUGGAGGAACGCAAGAGACAUCAGCUCAUAGCAGAAGAGUUGAGGAAACCCACGGAAGACAUGUGUCUCACUGACCACAAACCGCUCCCCGAGCUGUCCCGUGUACCUGGUGUGGUUCUCUCUGGCACAGCCUUCGCUCACUGCCUGGCUGUGGUCGAGUUUCUUCAUGGCUACGGGAAACUGAUUGGUCUCAAUGUACCCAAGGACAUACCCAGUCUUGCUACCCUGCAGGAGGGUCUUCUAGGCUUGGGCGAAAGCCAGGGGGAGGUUCAAGAUCUGCUCAUAAAGCUGAUGGGGGCUGCACUCCAUGAUCCAGGCCUGCCAUCAUAUUAUCAGUCAGUCAAGAUUCUUGGUGAUAAGCUGGUUGAGCUCCAGCUGACGCGCAGCACAGUUUCUGAGGUUCUCCGCAUCUUUUUGGAGUCUCAUGGCUAUGAGACGGAGGUGUGCAACACACUGAGGACCAAAACCUUUCACGUCUUGUCACCUGAAACCAAGGCAGCUGUGUUGGGUUUCGUGGUGGAGGAGCUCAACGGAAGCAACAUUGUGACCAGUGACAUUGACAACACACUGGAAAACAUGUCAAACUACAGGAAGAACAAGUGGAUUAUUGAGGGCAAACUGCGCAAACUAAAGGCUGCACUGGCUCGUCGCACUGGACGCUCUGAAGAACAACUGUGUUUAGAGGAACGACGACGAAGUGCCCGAGUGGCUGAAGAGGAUAGCCUCAUUCUGGAAGACAGUGUUGUCUCAGAGAGAACCAGUCGUCGUGGCCGUAAAGACGACUCUAAACUCUGUGAUAGUGAAAGCCCGACCAAUGCCAGCAUUCCUGAGCUUGAAAGGCAGAUAGACAAGCUAACUAAGCGGCAAGCGUUCUUCCGGAAAAAGCUGCUUCAGUCAUCUUAUUCCAUGCGGUCUGUAAUGUUGGGGCAGGAUCGGUACAGACGAAGAUACUUGGCUCUCCCUCAUCUCGGCGGAGUUCUAGUUGAGGGUCCAGAGGAGCUUCUCACUUCAGGAGACGUGGUUAUAGCAGAAGUGCCGGUCACUUUGCUUAAAAAAGAGUCCAAAAUGGAAGAGAUGCCUAUCAAAACAGAAGACACUCCAAUGGCUACCACUCCUCCUUAUACGCUGCCUUCCUCACCUUCCUCUGCUACCCCUCAAGGCCAAGCAUCAUCCCCAGAGGAAGACCCCCUCCCUGGCACAGCAUCCCUCAUGAGCAGCCAAAGAGGACGAGGACGGCCGCGAAAAAUCAAACCUGAAGUGGAGCUCCACCUCCGCACUGCAAAAAUCCGCCGCCAACGACGAAGUAGCGUCCGGUCAGUGGGCGAGGAGAGGCCGGGGUCUCCGGUUAGCGCCUGUACUCAAGAUCUUUCACAGACGGCGUUCCUGAAUUGGCUCAGCCAAUCCAGGCAUGCAGUGCCCAGUGACAGUUACUCGACGGAGCCUCUAGAGGGCGGUCAACCACAAGAGACUGUGCAGGAUGACGAAGAGAAGCAAGGCCUGCUGCCAGAACAACCUUGUGAUGACAACUGCCUGCCCUCCUCUCCGCCUAAAUCCCCUUCACAGGCGCAGAGUACACCAUCCCCAACUUCCGCUCCACUCAUGCAGGUGGAUCCCCCCUUUACUUCUGUCGGCGAAGCUCCUGCUGACCCAGAGAGGGAGAGUGCUGCAGAGGAAGUACCCUCAACAACAUCAACCGUUCUCGAUUGUAAGCCUCCAACCCUUUGUGCCGCAAAUCGCGCGCCGACCACCCCCACCAGACCAGGUCGCAGGCGGAGGCGAGGCAGCAGAGGGAGCAGCCCCGCCAGACGGGGGCCACGUGGGGCCGCAGCCAAGCGCAGAGGUCGCCCUGCCACAUUGUCCUUCCAAGACCUCGAGAAGCAAUACUUCACACAGCUGGUUGUCAAGCCUAUCCCAGCAUCGAUGGUGCGUGGCUGGUGGUGGAUCAAGGAUCCAGAAGAGCUAUUCAGCACUCUGCAAGCUCUCCAUCCACGGGGCGUCAGAGAAAAAAUACUUCAUAAACACCUGGCCAAACACAUGGAGAGCCUAAGGGAGAUGUGCACCAAAUCCAUUAACGAUCCUAUGUUUGAGCUGAAGGAGGAGAAGAAGGAGGUGCUGUUAGAGGCUCUGCAACAGCCUUGGCAGGUCCAGGAAAAAGCAAUGGAGACGGAUAUAAACGCCCUCCAGUGGGUGGAGGACUUGGAGCAGCGAGUCGUGGCUUCUGAUCUUCAUCUGAAGGCUCCUCCUCAGAAUAUAGGCAAUGAUGGCGAGUGUAACACUGAGGUACCUGCAAUGGACUUUCAGCCCUACACAAUCCCAGAGCAAGACUCCACCCGCGAGGACCUCCAAUACUACGAACACGACGCUGACCCACGUGAUGACUGGAUCGUACGAACCAAGAAGGAGUGGUCCGGUCUGCCUCGCAUCGCCACCCACCCACUCGACUUGGCCGUGCUGCGCCUCGCCAAUCUUGAGCGGAACAUUGAAAGGCGUUACCUGAAGGAGCCGCUCUGGAACCCAGCUGAGGUGAUGCGCCUCGCUCCUCUCACGCCAACCCCUGGAGAAGAACAACCCAUGGAUGUCAUCAGUCUAGAAAGUGAGAUCACCUCGAGGCUCAGAACAUGGAGGCAGGCUCUAGAUCGCUGUCGCAGUGCCCCUCAGCUGUGUCUGUGUCUGCUGCAGCUGGAGAAAGCCAUUGCUUGGGAGAGAUCCGUGACUAAAGUGACAUGCCAAGUGUGCAGGAAAGGCGACAACGAUGAGUGUCUGCUGCUCUGCGAUGGCUGCGAUCGGGGUUGCCACAUGUACUGCCUGAGGCCCAAGAUCACCCAGGUGCCUGAAGGGGACUGGUUUUGUCCAACCUGUGUUGCCAAGAACGAAAGCCAGUCAACGCCCUCCAAAAAGAGGACCAGGAUGAAAAAGAAGAGAUAUGAAGAAAACAGCUCAGAUGACGACGCAACACCACGGCGAAGCUCAGGCAUGGCAACGCGGCACAAGGAGGCAGCGGUGGCUGCAGUGGCGACCGCAGGCUCUUUGUCCACACGUAACUCGGCGGAAGGAGGGGCCGCCAAACGACGUCGCAUGACCACCCGUAACCAGCCAGACCUCACCUUCUGCGAGAUCAUCCUAAUGGAGAUGGAGGCUCAUGCAGAUGCAUGGCCAUUCCUCGAGCCCGUUAAUCCACGCCUGGUGCCAGGGUACCGCCGUAUUGUCAAGAACCCCAUGGACUUCCUCACCAUGAGAGAGAGGCUACUGCAGGGAGGGUAUUGCAGCUGCGAGGAGUUUGCCGCAGAUGCUCAGCUCGUCUUCAACAACUGCGAGCUGUUCAAUGAGGACACGUCAGAGGUGGGGAUGGCGGGACACUCCAUGAGGCGCUUCUUUGAGAGCCGCUGGGCCGAGUUCUACUCGAACAAGGACAAAUAGAAGCCAACGACGUUCCCGCUGGUGGUAGAAAUGCUGAUUUAUUGGUGCUUUCACCAACCCUGUGUUACUGCAAAGACUGGAGGCUCCUCCGGCGAUGUCAUUCUCACCUUCCUUACCUUUUUAAAGGUACAUCUGUAUAGAGUUGGGUGUCUCUUUUCUCCACCGGCCUUCUUCUUUAAGGCCUGCAACUGAACUAACUUGAACUUGUACUCAUUCCCAAGCACCAUCCCUUUAUUCCUUUGGAGUCCCUCACCUCAUCUCCUGUUUGUGCCACACCCUUUUUCACAAGCCCCAAGUCGUAGCAAGCAUUGUGGCGAUGACACAGUCUCAGGCCCUUUUUACUUUUAACUCUUUUCAUCACUUUUUUUUUUUCAGCUGAGCGACUGCAUAUUGGACCUGCUUAGCAAGCCACAACUAACACAUUGGAUCAACUCACUGAAAAAAAAAAAAUUGUUCAUUUCUUACCUAUUCAACAGAAAUGUAAUACCUUAUGCCGAAACUUUUUUUUUUGGUCAAUAUAUUUGUAUUAUAUAUUAUAUAUAAAUAUAUAUAAAGAUGACAAUAGCUGGGAUUAUUUAAUAGAAAUAGCUUGUAGUGAUUGUACAGAUGACCUCAUAGGCUUGUCAAGAAAAUUUAUUUAAAAAAAAAAACAAAACAAAAAACGGCCAGUUCGACUAAAGAUAUCGCUUCUUGGGUAGACUUUGUAUAACCUCCACUUUAGUCUUGCACGCACACACACACACUUAAUGCUGCUGCUGUGUGAACACGAGGAUACUUGAUGUCAGUCAGUGUUUCACUGUAGCGUGAAGAAGCAGCAAUAAGUCAAUUGUACACAGAUUUGUAUAUAACUCUGCACCAGUUGGGUUAUCUGUUUUAGAGACGACGCUGAACGCUUGUGACACUGUGUGUGUAAAAUAUGCCUGUGAUAAAAGACUUGAGACUUUUCUUUGACGACAUCUUAACGUGUACUGUAAAGGAAUUGCAAAUGAGUUGGAAGCACUGGCUACAUUCCCACCUAGUUACAUUCCUUUUUUUCCUCACUUUUUUGUGUUGUACAUGGGCCAGUAGUAUAUGAUGAUGAUGAACCGUGGCUUGUUGAGCCUGUGUGACAUUAACAGGACCACAUCGCAGUCCAGCUUUUAUUUAAACUUGUUUCUUACACUGACCUCAAAUCAGUUGGUAGAAAAAUAUACAGUACAUUGUACCUUAUUACAUGUAAUGGUUUUUAAACAAGGAAAAAAAAAACAAGACCAGAAAACCAAAUGUGGUGUUAUGUGAAUUUUUAAUAAUGUACAGUUUUGGUGACUUCAAAUUUUGUUCCUUUAUAUUUUUAGGACCAAUUCAUUUUUAAAGAGGUAUUACAAGAUUCAGUUGUAUUAAGGUGAUGUAACACGUGUGCAUCUGUAGAAUGUACUGUUGAGUUGAAUAAAAAACACAUCAAGUAGUA